Stegastes partitus (bicolor damselfish) is the source of this 1686-nucleotide messenger RNA. Its product is annotated as tripartite motif-containing protein 16-like. NCBI's taxonomy places the organism in Eukaryota, Metazoa, Chordata, Actinopteri, Pomacentridae. Gene Ontology annotation, molecular function: zinc ion binding; protein binding. The transcript has 7 exons. The record is from RefSeq and is a predicted model, not a curated record. Bases 1 to 1686 code for a protein of 561 amino acids.
AUGGCGGAGAAGCAGCAGGGGUUUGGCGCCGACGUGGACGUCAGUCACCUCUGCUGUCCAGUGUGUCUGGACGUGCUCAGGGAGCCUGUCAGCCUCCAGUGUGGACACAGCUACUGCAGAGGCUGCAUCGAGGGAUGCUGGGACCAGAACAAGGACCAGGACCAGCUGAGCUGUCCUCAGUGCAGAGAGAGCUUCUCAGCCAGGCCUGUCCUGAAGACCAACACCGUGCUGGCUGAGGUUGUGGAGAGGCUGAGGAGGACAAGCACCGAGCAGGUUUCUCCCUCUCUGGCCUGUGCCGGCCCAGAGGACGUAGCCUGUGAUUUCUGCUCCAGCGCCAGAAGAAACAAAGCCACCAUGUCUUGUCUGACGUGUUUAGCGUCUUACUGUCCCGCUCACCUCGAGCCUCACCACAGAGUUCCCGUGUUUAAGACGCACCAGCUGGUCUCAGCUUCGUCCCCACUGCAGGACAAGAUGUGCAAGACGCACCACAAGCUGAUGGAGGUCUACUGUGAGACAGACAGGAUGUGCAUCUGCUAUCUGUGCACUGUAGAUGCACACAGGCAGCACAGAAUAUGGUCGGCUGCAGCGAAAAGGGCUUAUGAACAGAGACAACUGAUUGUGAAUCAAAAAGCAGUGCAAGCGAGAUUCCAGGAGAGAGAAAUGGAGCGGAGCAAGUUGGUCCAAGCGAUGAAGGACUUUAAGAGUGGUUGCCAAACUGCAGUAAAGUCCAUUGAUGACAUCUCUGAUGAGCUGGUCUCUGAAAUAGAGACAACUUGCAUUUCAGUAAAUACGCUCCUCAAAGUCCAGGAGAAAAAGGCCAUAGCGAGUGCCGAAGGUCUGCAGCUGCAGCUGGAGAAGGAGAUCACCAAGCUUAGGAGAAGAGACAAAGACCUGGAACGGCUUUCUCAUACGGACGACCACGUUCAUUUCAUUAAGACCUUCCAGUCUCUCUCCACCUCAUGCGAGUCUCGAGACCUGCCACUCAGUGCUGUAGUUCUUCCCCGUCGUUCCAUGGAAACAGUGACCGACCGCGUCUCUGAGCUGAGAGACGACAUCAGGCGUCUGCUGAAGUCGGCAUUGCCCAAGAUCUCUGCAACAGUGUCUGCUAUUGAUGUUGUACUGCCACCUGAGCCAAAGACCAGAGGAGAGUUUCUAUGUUAUUACUCUGCUCUAACACUGGAUGCCAACUCAGUCUCCCAAAUGUUUUCUCUUUCACAAGAAUAUCGGCGGGUGACGAGUCAUUACUCUAGUCAAUAUCACGCCUCUCACCCAGACAGAUUUAACAGUGCCAGGCAGGUGCUGUGCAGGGAGGCUUUGUCAGAGCGAUGUUACUGGGAGGUCAGUUGGAGUGGUUGUACUUGGUCAGUGGCGGUGUCUUACAAAGACAUCAGCAGAACAUCAUCCCAGUUUGGAGACAAUAACAAAUCAUGGAGUUUAGAGUGCUCCUCAGGCGGCUAUACCUUCCGACACAACAGCAGAAGCGUGGCAGUGUCAGGCCCUAAAUCCAACAGAGUCGGAGUGUACCUGAAUUAUAAGGCGGGUACUCUGUCGUUUUACAGCAUCUCUGACUCGAUGACUCUGCUCCACAAGGAGAAAACCACAUUCACUCAGCCUCUCUAUCCUGGCCUCGGGCUGAAGAGUUGCACCUGCUAUAGGUGUCAUGCAGAGGUGAUGAAGUUAUGGUAG